ACUUCUGCGAAUGGAUAAUGUAACGGUUUAGCUCUCUUCUCUCUCUUCCCUCACUCUCUCUUCACUUCCAUUAAAUCUUACGGCGAUGAGCUUGGCUUCCGUUUCCUGCUCGCCGCCACCGUGCUUCCGCUGCGGAGCUUACAUCUUCUCCUUUUCUUCUUCUUCUUCUUCCUCACCUCUCUGUUUGUAUUUCCCGCGUGGUGACUCUAUUUCCCUAAGGCCUCGAGUUCGCGCCUUGCGAACGGAAUCUGACGGCGCUAGGAUCGGUAACACUGAGUCGUACGGUUCGGAAUUGCUUCGUCGGCCGCAUAUUUCGUCGGGGGAAAGCUCUGAAGAGGAGGAAGAGAGCGGCGAGGGUGAUGAGUUCGUCGAUUGGGAAGAUAAGAUUCUUGAGGUUACCGUUCCUCUUGUUGGCUUCGUUAGAAUGAUUCUUCACUCUGGGAAAUAUGCAAACCAAGAUAGGUUAAGCCCUGAGCAUGAGAGAAUGAUUGUUGAGAUGCUGCUACCUUAUCACCCUGAGUUUGAGAAGAAGAUCGGAUGUGGGAUUGACUAUAUCAUGGUUGGGCAUCACCCAGAUUUUGAGAGCUCUCGAUGUAUGUUUAUAGUUCGAAGAGAUGGAGAAGUAGUCGACUUUUCGUAUUGGAAAUGCAUAAAAGGUUUGAUAAAAAAGAAGUAUCCACUGUAUGCAGACAGUUUCAUCCUCAGACAUUUUCGCAAACGUAGGCAGAACAGAUGAAUGAAGAAGCCUUAUUGUAGAUUUUCAAACUCAAAAACGCUCGUUGGACUCGGAUCCUCUCGUCUCACAGACUACGCAUCCUACAAGGUUUUGAAGUGAGAACUCAAGACAGAGAAGAAGAUCCAGUCACUAUUUUUCUUUGAGUUGGAAUUACAAAAUGGAACUUUCUAGAAAAAUAUGGUUUUCGCAGGAGAUAUGAGUAAAUUAGAAGAACCAUCAGAAAUUUUUAAAUAUGUUCAUUAUCUAAAAUCUUUGGCAUUUAUAUGAUAAAAGUUUUUCAAUUUA
Molecule: messenger RNA, 1021 nt
Organism: Capsella rubella
Lineage: Eukaryota; Viridiplantae; Streptophyta; Magnoliopsida; Brassicales; Brassicaceae
Product: protein DCL homolog, chloroplastic
Exons: 3
Coding region: 86-736 (216 amino acids)
Biological process (GO): chloroplast organization; chloroplast rRNA processing
Cellular component (GO): chloroplast
Source: RefSeq, a predicted model, not a curated record